AUGAGUGGCGAUAUAAGUCGAAUUCCAAUUCAAUCGUUUGGAGCAGUGUUUAGUUUGACGGACAUAUUGCCAGAGCUUCCCCUACCAACUGCCUUUCCACACGGAUCCAGUAGCGACAGCCUCCUUGAUCCAGAAAUUUCAAGCGAUGUCAUGCGAUGCCUUUGUUCCAAAGAUGAAAAUUUGAUUUGUAGCAUCACUGAAGCCCUGUGCAAGGUAUCCACGGACAAUAUCGAUCUCGAUGCUGAUAAUGUGUCCGAGCCAAUUGACAACUCAACUUUUCCCCCACUCCUCAUAUCUGUGCUCCAAAGAGAUGCUUCUGUAUUUCAUUCAAAGGCAAGCUCUUGCACACUGAUCAAGUCAAAUUCUCUAACUUUCGGUCGAGGUAGUCAGCAGAACUUGAAUGAUUUGGACAUUCGCAAUAACGCAUUUGACGAGGAAUCUACUUCUUCAACAAAGCGGAAGCAUAAAAAGAAAAAGCGAAAGAAAAGGAGGUUGGAAUAUGUGAAUCAGGAGGCUUCCAGUGGAGGUGAAUCCAAUGCUGCUACGCCUGGUGGUUCUGCAAGCGAUGAUCAUUCUAACGAUGCGGAUGAUUCCAACACGCCAACUCCCUAUGGUGUCAGCGUUAAUGUCAAACCGGAUGAGAAAAAGAUCCUGCUUAAGUUCUCACUUAAACGUCCCACAACUAGCGAUGCUAAUGCUUCCUUGGAUUCCAUGUCUCGAGAACGGAAGGAGAAGAAACACAAGAAAUCUAAGGACCGUGGAAAGAAGCGGCAUCAUAGCCAUGAAAAAGGAUUUCCCCUAGUGGAAAGCAUAAAUCGCGUAGAACCACUUCUUCCACCUGCCAAUGGAGUUCCUAUGACUGCUAAGCCGGUCCUUGUCUCCUCUCCAAAUGCUACCAAGGAGUCAUUUGGUCGCAAGAUCCCUGCGCCAGCCUCGCAUUCCCCUCGUCCUGGGAUUGACCGGGUUGGCAGUCUGGACGCUAAUCCGGCGUUUGAUUUGCAAGGUGUCCUAGACCAAGUGAAACCCGAUUUCGUCGUGUUUCAGGAAAACUUCCUGAAGGAUCUGCCUCCGUCCGUAAUGGCUCAUUCAAAUUCCCCGAAUCACCCUUCUAAUCCCUCCGCACUGAAUUACACUGACUUCCUAGCAGCUGAUUUGCUUUCCGUAACGAAUCUUUCUCCCCCUGUUGCCCACCAUCCUCCUACGCAAGGUACCAGUGAUAGUAGUGUCUACCGCGGUUCCUUCAUGAUUGCUUCGCACCUCGAGUACGAUACGAAGCCCUCUGGGAAUUUCCUGGAGCAUAUAUCCGAUCUCCAAAAUACCUCUUUGGACAUUUCAACGCAUACUAAGCCUCCUGAACCUGGAUUUCCCCAAACUACUCCUCUAGGUUUAGCGAGCUACCUCAAUUCCAGUAAGCCGCAAUCAUCGACUUCCAAGCCUGCACCAGUUGCCAAAGUCACUCCAGCCAAACCCGCAGCCCGACGAAGAGCUCCUGUGUCUAAAAGACGAAGGUGUAAUGAGGUGGAGGGUUUGCGCACGUGGACUGUUAAAUACCCAGGCCAAAGAAAUUCCGAUAGGAAUUCGGAUGAGUCUUCGGCAUGGGAUGCCGCAGUUGAUCGCCAGGCUAAUUACUUGCGCAACAAACGCCGACGAAUGACUAGGCAGCCUACGGCUCUUGCGGCUGAUUAUGUUUUGGAAAAUGAUAAAGAUUACCCUAAACCUCUCCCCCGCCGAAGUAGUGAGGAAAAUAUGGUGGCAACUGUAGAGGCGGGUGCUACUGAGGAUCCUACAUUGGAUUCCGAGGUUGCUGUUGCGACAUCGUUGCGUUCGUCGUCUCGAACGGGUCUUGGUGUCAGCACUGCAAGUGCUGGCCGUUGUUCUUACGUUGGGAUGGAUGACGACACUGAGGAUGUACUUGACGACGAAUGUUAUAAGGAUGGGAGUAGUGUUCGAAGGCGCCGAAAACCCGACGACGACGAUGCACCAUUUGAGGUUCGCAUCAAAGAACCGGCUGAACAGAGGUUUCCACACUUGCAGAAGGCUGCUGCGGAACAUUCUCGGCCAGUUCGAGAGCGCGUCCAUCACAAGCUUCUGAACUCUUAUUCUGAAGUCGCAGGCUCGUCUGAUGCUGCGCUAGCAAGUAGUCUAAAAAAAUUCCUCUCUCAUAUCGACCGAGUGCUCGAGGCUGUGGAGGAGGUGGAUCUUCUAGCUGGCGGUGACAGUGGUGGUGAUGAUGGCGUACCAGCGGAAGCUAUAAUUUCCCCUUCUGAUAUUGCGGAAUUGUGUCGUGAUGCUGCGAAACUGAAGAGCACGCAUGCAGCCAAUCAAGUUCCCACUGAUCGUCUUCUCAAGCUGCUUACUCUUCUUUUGCUUAACAUUCGUGACGGAGCUAGCGUCGUCCGCGUCGUUGGAGAUCAGGAGGGUAUGGAAAAAAUAUCCCGUGCUGUCGGGGCUAGUCUAAUUGCUUUGAAUUUGAUGACUUCUAAAGACAUGCCCCGCGAAAUCUACUUGGAAGAUGUGAUUGAACAGGCAGUUCAAGUAACCCGUUUCCAGCUUUCGAAUUGUAUCUACCCUGAGUAUGACCCGGCUUACAGAAUCGAAAACUCGGCGAAGGACAAUCAGAGUAGUAUCAAAUCACGGCGUGCUCGUGAGCGUGAUACGCAUAAAUCACCUGCAGUUGUCCAUCUUUACUACCGCCUUUUGGAGAUCGUCUCAGGAUUGGCUGAAUUGGUUAACAUCCAACGCCUCACUGAUAGUCUUGUGCUCACACUUUAUUCUGUCGGUGUAUCCAUUUUCUUUGUGGAGAACGUUAGCGAGUUGCAACUGGCGGGCCUCAAAUUAGUUACUGGGGUGUUCGCUCAGUAUCCGCUUUGUCGCAAACUAAUUAUCGAGGAGAUCAUCACCGGUAUCGCGCGUCUUCCCUCGAGUAAACGCAACCUCCGAACUUAUAGGCUGAAUUCCGAAGAGAGUAUUCAGAUGUUUACGGCUCUGGCACUUCUUUUGGUUCAGUCAGUAAUUGAACUGCCUGUCCCAAAUGUUUCUAGCCAGCAGCGAGUGUUGGACGGUACGAGCGCUGAUAUUAAGACGGAUAACGGUGAAACUACAAUUGGACAGGGUGCUUCUGCUGCCUACAGACCUGAUGAUGAGGUACUGGUCACCAGUUCCUACAAAAAAGCUAUUAUCACGGCGCACAAUUUCCUUUCCGCAUUCCUCAGAAAAUCAACUACUAAAGGCGAAGAUGAUUAUCGGAUUAUUUUUGAGAAUUUUGUCAAUGAUCUCCUUCUCACCGUGAACAAGCCAGAGUGGCCGGCGGCAGAGGUCAUGUUGAGCCUCCUUGGGAGUUUGCUGGUUCAACAAUUCAACAAUAAAUCGCUUGAUCAGUCAAUUCGAGUGACCAGUGUUGACUAUCUUGGCACAGUGGCUUCGACUCUGCGUCGGGAUGCAGUGACAAGUCAGCUGAAAGAACACGAUAUAAACGUUAUUUUGCGCGAACUAACCGAAGGUAGUCAGUCGGAAAGUGAAGAGGAUGAAGAAGAGAAAGAUGGGGGUAAUGCCGGUAAAAAGGGUGGUGAGGAUGUUUCCUCCACAGCAAAUCUGUUUUUGAUUACUGAUACUCUUAAAACGAAGGAGGAAUCAGAAGAUGUAAAGAUUGUGCGAGCAGAAGAGAAAAAGCCAAAAAAUAAGAAACGCUCGGGAGUGAAUUUGUCUAAGAUGGAUAAAAUACUCGUCCUUCGAGAUGCUGUUCUGGACUACCUUCUGGAAGACGAAUCCGAUCCUGUUGUUCUCUAUGCCUGUAAGUUUUACAUGGGUCAAUGGCUUGAAGACUGCACUACGGAGGUUGAACGUGCACAUAAGGCGGUCAUGGAGAAUCCCUCACAAGAGUCAACACAUCAGAAGCUGGGAGGAGUUCGUCGCGGGAAGCGGAGUAAAAUUGAAGACACCGAGUGUGAGAAGGACGGUUCCCCAAUCUCUGAUGUUGAGUUAGCAGAAUCGCGUCGCGCCUACUUGAUGGAUCGUUUACGAGAUCCGCCCUCAGUUUGGCGAGCCCGUUGUAGACCCAAGGUGGCUGGAAUGAUGCCUUUGACGUCAACCUCUGCUUCCGUUGUGUCCAAACAGUCACAAGCCCUGCGUGUUAUGUUCAAGGGCUCCAUUGAUUAUGAGGAUGCCUAUCUUAUCUGUCGAUACCUUGCCAGUCUUCGGCCAUUCUCUCAAAGCUUCGAUGUUUAUCUUUCACAGAUUUGCAAGCUCCUAAGCGAAUCAUCGGUACCCGUACGAACAAAAGCAUUGCGAUGUCUUUCGGCUGUUGUGGAAGCGGAUCCUGGCGUGUUGGCACGUUCGGAUAUUGAGAUGGCUGUACGCUCUCGUCUUAUGGACAUUUCCACAUCGGUUCGGGAAGCCGCUGUCGAUCUUCUCGGACGUUUUCUUAUUUGUCGUCCGGAACUCACAGCUCAGUACUAUCCUAUGCUAUCUGAAAGGAUCCGUGACAAGGGUGUAUCUGUACGAAAACGGGUCAUUCGCAUCCUCCGCGAUAUCUGCGUUGAACAGCCCGAUUUUCCGCGUAUCGCCGAGAUUUGUGUCAAGAUUAUUCGCCGAGUUAAUGACGAAGAGAGUGUGAAGAAACUGGUUAGCGAAGUCUUCCAGGCUCUGUGGUUCACUCCGGUUCGGGAAAAAGAGUCCGUCAAAUUGCUGCACAAAGUUAUGAAUAUCACAGAUGUGGUUGUCUCCGCUUCUAAGGAUACUGGGAUUGAAUGGUUAGAACAGUUUCUGGAGGGUCUUCUGACCAAAGAAGAAGGAGAGAAGGUUCGUCCGGCAGAGAAAGCCUGUGUUCAAAUUGUGGAGUGUCUUGUCCAGAACAUCAUGCGGUUAGAUGAGAUUCCUGGUCAAACUAAGCGUCUUGUAGCUUGUCUCGCCACUUUACACCUCUUCACGAAAAUUAGACCCUAUCUCACUGUUAAACACGCGAUGUUGCUACAGCCCUACCUUUCGGCUCGCGUUCCGACCACUGGGGCACCUGCUCAACCAUCCUCGCAUCUGGAUUCCCUGAUUCUUCACUAUGUGGCUAGGAUCCUUGAAGUUACCAUUCCUCUAAUUGAACAUCCGUCGGAAACGUUUUUGGCACAACUGGAGGAAGAUCUCGUUCGACUUACCCUCCGACAGGGCAAGAUGGUCCUCGAAUCCUGCGUUGCUUGUCUCGGUGCUGUAGUUAAUCGGGUGUCAAAAAAUUAUUCUUUGGCAAUGGAAUGCUUCCGGGGCUUCUUCAAUGCCUUAGUAAAGAUUCGAAGAGAAUGUCUUAGCUCUUCGGACAAGGGAUCCAUGCCGACACUGCCACGGGAACUAAGGCCCUCUAUUUUACGCUCCCUAUUUACUGUGGGGUUGCUGUGCAAGCACUUCGACAUUAAUGUCUUCUCCACGGACGCGGAGCCGAAAACGCUUAAUCAAGUUUUUGAAAUUCUCAUGUUUUUCUCGGAGCGCAUGGUGUCCGAUCUGGAAGUGCGGAAGAAUGCUCUCUCUGGCUUGGGCUUUCUUUGUACUCGACACAAGGAACUGCUUUGCGGAACACCUCUCUGCAAGUUCUACCACGAGCUCCUCCAAGCUCCGGCUGACCACGACCUUGAUAAGUCGGCUGAUUUAGAACUAAAGAGUCUUGUUCUUGAAAACCUUCUCAGCUUUUUCAUGGAGGAGGAAAGGCGAAUGUUAGAACAGGAUGCUAAAUGGAAGGCUACGCAUAAAGAGGAGUCUUUAAAGGUAAUGGGCGAUGUCGCCUCAGGCACAGGCAGCUACGUGGCGCAGUCGUACUUGAAGGAAAUUAUGGAGACCUUCUUCUCACCCUCCGCCUCUGUCCGUUUGACAGCUCUCUCAGUUGUGACGACAAUCCUUCGACAGGGUCUUAUUCAUCCUGUCCAAACGGUAUCUUAUCUGAUCGCUAUGCAGACAGAUUCCGACGCCUCAACGCGUGUCAAAGCAGAAGCUCAGUUACAGGAGAUUGAGAACAAAUUUCCUGGAUUCAUAUAUAUGCGCGCGAUUGAGGGUGUUUGUUUUUCAUACCGCCUCCAACGGGUAUUACAUUCGAACUCGAAGGUUCCGCACACAGAGCGCAAGGGCUCUGGUGUUCAUAACACUUCCGAGAGCACGACAUCUUCGACAUCACAGUCGGGAGCAGUCAAGUCGUCACGUCGAAGCAGUGGCUGCAAUACUACUGACAACGGCGUAGCUACCAAUGAGGGUGACGCCAGCACUGCAUCGGCCUCAGCGGAUCCCUUUGCGAAUCCCAUCCGUGGUGCCAGGGACGUGGAUUCAGAUGUUCCCAAUGCCCUCAACUCACAGCUUUAUUCAAUGUUGCGGGUUAAUCGGACCUCCAGGCGAGCGUUUCUCAGUGGUCUGGUUAAUCUCUUCGAUGAGAUGCAGAACAUCUCCCUAGGAAGGCUGCUUUAUGUGGCUGAUAAUCUGGCCUUCUUCCCCUAUCAAUGCCAGGCUGAACCUCUCUUUGUUAUUCAUCAUAUCGAUCUUCUUAUCAGUGUAAACGGCUCCACAAGACUUCAGGCCGUUCGUGAUGCUCUCUUUCCAGAGCUGAAGGGGCUCCUUGUUUCUCAGGCAUCCGUUAAUAACGGCUCAAAUAACGCUAAUUCCUGGAUUGUUCCAGGUUCAGAGAGUAGCCGAUUACCCUUUCCCAAAGAUUGUGUAGUUUUUGGUCCUAAUGAAGUGCCAGACUCACAUACUGAUCAAGGGAAUGGUGUAACUGCAGCGUUGAUGAGGGUGGAGACCGAAGAGGAGAAUGAGGAUGCUUUGGUGUCUCGAAUCCUUUCGGCAGAUUCCACUAGGCUGGCCUUGAUUCGUGAUUCCGUAAAGGCCAGUCGCGUUUGCCUUUUACUCCUUAAUCUGAAACAGUACCUUAAGGAAGUCUAUGGAAUAACUGACAGCAAAAUCCAAAAGUUUUCACCUUCUGAUUCGGGUAAGCUCUGGGAAAAGCAGUUGACACGCAAAAGUGGUGUUCGUUUCUUUCCUGCGCUUUGUCUGCGGUCGGCUGUUGAAGAAUUAAGAACAGAUGCAUGCGACACCACUUAUCCCUCUGACGUAUCGACUAUGCAUCCAAUCAUCACACAUCAUGCCGCACGAGAUUUGGCUUUGGAGUAUUUUGAGUUCCGCAAACUUAUUCUUUCCAUCGAUCCACCUGAUGAAGACGGUUUUGAUGCUGCUACAAAUCCCGCGGCAAACGUUGAUGGUCUUGGGGGCGAUGAUAAGCAACCUGGUCUGCCCAUUGAUGAUAUCCCACUUCGGUUGGGGCCCGAUCGAUCUCUGGUUCCGCAGUCGCACAAUCGGUCGUCCGAUGAAGAAGACGAUUCAGCAGAUUCUGAUGUUGGUGGUGCAUCCCGUCUACUUUUGGCUCAAUCAGCACCACAAAGGCGGCGUGGGGGCGUUGGAGGAGGCAGUGGUGGAGUUGGCAGUAAUCUUGGUCGAAAUUCCCGAGCCUCUCGUACCUCUGGAGGUGGUGGUGGCGGUGGUACUAUGUCAACAUCCACAUCGAAGCGGAAAGGUGUUAGACAGCCUCGAGUUCGGUCUGCCUACAUCUCGAGCAGUGAAUCGGAAUCCGAGGCUGAGACGCUGUCUUCAGAGGAGGAAUCGGGUUAUAGUCGACUGGAGCAGCUGUGUAUUUUGCUGUACAAUUCGCCUUUGUUUCCCCCCCUCUCCCUCCCCUCCCCUCCUUCCGACAAAAUGCUAUCGUGCAAAUUAUUGAUUUUCCUUCCUGUCCCCUGUAAAGUCUGCUGUCACCACCUCCACUGCUAG
Hydatigera taeniaeformis is the source of this 7779-nucleotide messenger RNA. The record is from the annotation of a GenBank genome assembly. NCBI's taxonomy places the organism in Eukaryota, Metazoa, Platyhelminthes, Cestoda, Cyclophyllidea, Taeniidae.